Molecule: messenger RNA, 1358 nt
Organism: Guyanagaster necrorhizus
Lineage: Eukaryota; Fungi; Basidiomycota; Agaricomycetes; Agaricales; Physalacriaceae
Exons: 3
Coding region: 15-1145 (376 amino acids)
Cellular component (GO): mitochondrion
Source: RefSeq, a predicted model, not a curated record
CCGACUGUACCACAAUGUUACGCUAUCAGUCCAAAUCAUUACACAAGGCUCUAUGGCCAGCCCCGUCAACACUAACGGUGUGCUCAAAUCCUCGUUGCCGAGGUUUCCAAUAUAUCGCAUCAUGGAGAAAAUUUUCUACUACACGGCUGAGCGAUAGUGAGCAAGGCCGAGCAUCCAACAUUAGACCUCUCCAAUCCAUGUUUUCACAAUCGCAGUCGUCUUGGGACCACGUUUUCAAGGGCAUUGCGGACACCCCCCCGGUAGUAUCGCAGUCGGGUCCUAGACGCGGUCGGAGGCAGGCGAUGACUAACCGGGAAAUCAGCGCUUUUAACGACAUGUUCAACAUGAUAUUCGAUGCUGUUUCUGAACAGUCGCGAAAGCAGCGUGAUGUCGAUCUUCAACGUGACGAUCUUGGGGGUCUCUUCAGCAAGCUUCGACGACACUCAAAGAAGAUAAAAUGGACCACAGAAGAAGACAAUCUUCUGGACCGGAAAAAAGAGGAGAUGGACAUGUGCGACACAGAUCAGCAACUUCUUGACUGGGCCUUGAGGGAGGUGUUUGAGGAUUCAGCCCGGCGUGAAGCAGCAUCUCGGCUGGCCAUGGAAAACCCAGAUAUCAAAGAAGUUCCGAGGCUCCAAUCUCCAGCGUAUCCCGAACUCAUUGCUCUCCUCAUGCAGACUUUUCGCGACAAAUACAGUGAUCCUCACCUUGCUCUAUCCAUUUUCGACUACACUCGAAACCUCUCCAUAAUCUCAUACGUAUUUGGAUGCACGACAAAGGCUUACAAUGAACUCCUCAAGACUAAGUGGCGGUGUUUCCGCGAUCUCAAAGGGUUCCAUGACGCCCUGCAAGAAAUGACUGUCAACGGUGUCGGGAUAGAUGCUCGUACGCGUAAGUUGGUAGAAGAGGUGCGGCGUGACGUCGGUGAAAAAAGCCUUUGGAUGGAGGAGGAUCCGCUGGGGGACAGUACCGAGUCAUGGAAUCUGUUGAACAAGAUUGAGGACCUUACCGCUGCAAAGAAAAAGAGGUCGAAGGUCGAAAAAGAGCCAAAGUGGGACGAAUGGAAGUCCUCUUCCAUGGUUGAUGAUGUCAAUGAUCAGUGGGGAUUCGAUAAAUGGGAUGACCCAGCAGGUAAACUGCCAUGAUAACAUUUCGUUUAUUCUGCUUCAGUCCCUUUCCUAGUUACAAAAGUAAGAAACCCAUUUAUGUUACUCCAUUAGAAGCAUAUACACCUUCAUGGUCACUUCUUCUAACGGUGAAAGAUAUAUAUACUCGUACAUUUAUUGAGAUCCCGUGCAUGAUCUGUUAUGUUGGGGUAUAAAUGCCCACGUAUGGUUCCCUGUAGAAGUAAAAAUAUG